Helobdella robusta is the source of this 348-nucleotide messenger RNA. RefSeq lists its product as hypothetical. The record is from RefSeq and is a predicted model, not a curated record. Bases 1 to 348 code for a protein of 115 amino acids. NCBI's taxonomy places the organism in Eukaryota, Metazoa, Annelida, Clitellata, Rhynchobdellida, Glossiphoniidae. Gene Ontology annotation, biological process: protein stabilization; negative regulation of apoptotic process. The transcript has 3 exons.
AUGGCGGAAGACGACAACGCGGAGACUUUGGAAGAACAAAACGCAAAGAAAGCUGCCAAGCACGAUUCGGUUGGUGUGGCCGAUUUAGAAAAAGUUACAGAUUACGUUGAGGAAGCAGAGAUUGGGGCCCAAAACAUUGGCGACGCUAUAAAAUUAGUGAAUGCCCGGGGAACAAAGGAUGCUACGGAGAAACAGUUGAAAGAAUCCGAGUUGUCUCGAGUGAAAAUAAACAAAGAGGAUGUCGAUUUAAUUAUGAACGAGUUAGAAGUCUCUAGAACUGUGGCAGAGAGGGCCUUACGAGAACACAAAGGAAACCUCUAUGAAACCUUAAUAACACUAACAGACUAA